Alligator mississippiensis (American alligator) is the source of this 552-nucleotide messenger RNA. Its product is annotated as disabled homolog 2-interacting protein-like. The transcript has 3 exons. Bases 122 to 472 code for a protein of 116 amino acids. Lineage: Eukaryota; Metazoa; Chordata; Crocodylia; Alligatoridae. The record is from RefSeq and is a predicted model, not a curated record.
UGUUUGCUGCUGGCAGCCCAGGCAGAAACAUCACUUGGCUGAGUUGUAUGGAACAUCUGACAGCGAUUCUACAGCACAACAGUCAGCUGGAGAAGCUUCCAUCUAUAUAGGAAUCUCAAGCAUGGUUAUGAUCCAGUACAACUCGUUAGAAAGUUAUUUCAAUUCUCAGGAAGGUGUUCUCACACACGACAACAGUGGAAGGGUAGAGAAUAUGUUAAAGUUAUGGAUUAUUGAAGCCCAGGACCUGCCAGCCAAGAAGUCCUUGUGUGAGUUAUGCCUGGAUGAUGUUCUUUACGCACAAACUACCUGUAAACUGAAAACUGACAAUGUCUUUUGGGGGGAGCACUUUGAAUUUAAUAACCUCCUGUCGCUCAAUAAAAUUACCAUGCACUUGUACAAAGAGACCAACAAGAAAAAGAAGAAAGACAAAAGCAACUUCGUCGGGCAGCUUAAGGAAGUACAGGUUGGAUGAAAGAACUGUAAGGUGAAUAGAAAACUGGCUGGAUUGUUGAGCUUGUAAUCAAUGGCUUGAUGUUUUGUUGGUAGCCAAUA